Messenger RNA from Stomoxys calcitrans (stable fly), 1456 nucleotides. RefSeq names its product fork head domain-containing protein L1. The record is from RefSeq and is a predicted model, not a curated record. Gene Ontology annotation, molecular function: RNA polymerase II cis-regulatory region sequence-specific DNA binding; DNA-binding transcription factor activity, RNA polymerase II-specific. Gene Ontology annotation, biological process: anatomical structure morphogenesis; regulation of transcription by RNA polymerase II; cell differentiation. The coding region runs from base 216 to 1358 and encodes 380 amino acids. The transcript is spliced from 3 exons. NCBI's taxonomy places the organism in Eukaryota, Metazoa, Arthropoda, Insecta, Diptera, Muscidae.
GGAAAAGUCAUUUUAAAGAAUUACUUCGUUACUUUUUUUUAUAAAAAAAAAGUGUGACAUGUUGUGACAUUUUACAACAACAAAAAAUAUUAAAAAAAAACCUAAUGAAAUUGAAAACAAAAAAGGAUCAUUACAAAUUAUAAUAACAAAAAAAAAAUAAAAUUUGAAUAAAAAGUGCCUUGAGUUCUCUUAGAAAGUGUUGUUGGCCCAGAAACAUGCUACCCUCACCUUACUACCUUAAUCUGCCACCGCUAGCCUCAAGUUCGGCUUCACUAUUACCACGAACCGAUUACCUGGAUUCAUCAUUGGGUUCUGCAUUACCAGCCCUAUUAGCGGAUAGCAAUUCGUCACCGUCGGCAUCACCUAGUCCCUACUUCUAUUCAAAUAUGCAUCCUCUCAUGGCCAUGCAAAGUAAUAUGUGGUCAUAUCCCUGGUCAUUUUUACAAAAUAGUCACCGGCCGGAGAAACCGCCAUUUUCUUACAUUGCUCUAAUCGCCAUGGCCAUAAGCAGUGCACCCAAUCAACGGCUUACUCUAAGUGGAAUAUACAAAUUUAUCAUGGAUAAAUUUCCUUAUUAUCGAGAAAAUAAACAAGGCUGGCAAAAUUCUAUUAGACACAACCUAUCUCUGAAUGAUUGCUUUGUGAAAGUGCCUCGUGACAAAAAUACCAUCGAAGACAAUGACAGUGCCGGCAAAGGCAGCUAUUGGAUGCUGGAUGCUUCGGCCAAUGAUAUGUUCGAGCAGGGAAACUACAGACGUCGGAGAACCAGGCGACAAAGACAAUGCCUUAAAACAGGGACACUGCUGGGGGAAAGUUUUAAGGCCUCUGAACAACAAGGAAGUUUUGGGGACCAAUCCAUGACAGAAUCCGGCGCCAAUAUGGAUUCCAUGUUCAACAUAAAUUCCACAAAUUUAUGUCUGAACUACAGUGACCGCAUAACAGAAAUGCAUAGGCAAUAUUUGGCUUCAAUAGCUCCAUUUAACAUUCUAUUUGGCAAUCCAGCCAUGGCAUCCAAUUCCAACAACUCGCCAUCGCAACAAAUGACCGAUGAUUUCACAAAUCCCAACUACGCAUCCAGCUCACGAACUUCAUCCGCACCUGCAGCCCCCUCAUUGAAUGGUUCGACCAACUCAUUUGCCGACGUUGAGUCCUUGGACUUUUCCGGCGACACCCUCUCGAACAGCAGUUGUUCCAGUGAUCGCAUGUUGACACAAUCACCCAGCGCGUUCACCCCCACAGGUCCUUCGGCCAAGGUGUUGUUGAAAAAGGAAAAAUGUCCGACGCCCGACACAGGUAGUUCCAUCCCAAAUAAAAGCCCAAUGGCAUUUAGCAUUGAAAAUAUAAUCAAAAAAGACUGAAAGACUGAAGACUCUUUCGGAAAUUGCUGUAUUUCAACUGUGUGAUAUUAAGACAAUAUUUAAGAGUAUUUCGUUAUGUAAAAAAAAAAAAAACAAUG